This is a messenger RNA of Saprolegnia parasitica CBS 223.65, 336 nucleotides long. RefSeq lists its product as hypothetical. The coding region runs from base 31 to 336 and encodes 101 amino acids. NCBI's taxonomy places the organism in Eukaryota, Oomycota, Saprolegniomycetes, Saprolegniales, Saprolegniaceae. The record is from RefSeq and is a predicted model, not a curated record. The transcript has a single exon.
CUUCUUUGGCUUUAAACUACCUCUCUUGUCAUGGCGGCGCGCGCCAAAACCUCGCUCCGGGCGUGGCUCUCCGACCCGUCGACUUACCCGAUCAUUGCGAUCGUGUCGUUUGCAGCGAGCAUGGCGACGUUCCACGGCGUCCGGUACAUUCGAACGAGCCCCGAUGUGUCGAUCAGCAAGGAGCGCCGGAGCGACCUCUUCCACCGCAACGACGAAGAGGGCAGUGCAUUCCGCGCCCAUCGUGUCAACCUCGCCCACCUCAAGUCCAACCGCAUCACGCAAGAAAAGGAUUUUGCGACCUUUCGCGAGCGCCAGUCGAGCGACAAAGCCAAUUGA